CUGGCCCGCCCUCCCGCAACUGCUGGAACCCGGGUUGGGAGUGGGUCUGGAAGGAUUGCGGCGCCUGCCGCCGCGGCUUCAGCACCUAGGGCUAUACCCAGACCAAGCCUGCUCCAGGGAGUCUUCGGCCGCCUCCUCGGGAGGCGCUCACCCGGCCCAGAUGGUGGGUCCGGAGGAUGCCGGAGCCUGCUCGGGAAGAAAUCGCAAGUUGCUCCCUGUGCCGGCGCCCGAGUCGGCGGGCCAGGACGGGAAGACGAUCCGGGCCACGGGCGGCUUUGGCGGAGGCAUCAGCGUUCCGGAGCCGCCGGAGGAGGAGGAGGGGGAGGAAGAGGAGACGCCGCCUCAGCAGCUCCUUCGGCAUUACCUCGCGGCAGCCGGGGGGCAGCUGGAGCCCGGGCUUGGCUACUGUCCGCUCCCUGCCGGCCAGCACUGCUCUCCUCCGUCCUCAGCAGCCCAGCGCUCGGACGCCUGCCCGCGGGAUCUAGGCGCCAAGCACCGAGGUGCGGAGGUGGCAGAUGUCACUGCUCCUCGGCACGGAGGUAUGACCAACGGUGACUCGGGCUUUCUGCUGGGCCAGGACUCUCGCGACGUGGAGGAGUCUCACGGGCUGGCCCGAGCUGGCCUCUGGAAUCCACGCCACCGCCACCUCCACUUGGAGGGGCCUGGCGACGAGGGUGCUGACGGCGCGGGCGGCCGUUCUGACUGGGCCGCUCCGCUGGAGGACCCGCUGCGCAGCUGCUGCUUGGCCGCGGCAGAUGCGGAGGAGAUUGAGGGCUCGGGCUGCAGCGCAGGGGGCAGCACAGUCCUUGGUGGCCGCAGAAGCGAGGACUUGGAGCAUCCUGGAGCUGGAGGUCCCGAGGAAGGUGUGUCCCCCGCCACCUCCAGCGAGAGGACUAGUAGGGGCGCAGACGCCGAGCGGCUCCUCGGCUUCUCCGACGUUCACUUGAAUUCUCGGAACACGUUCGAGGUGAGCCGCUGCCAGAACGACAGCGACCACCUGCCCCCAGUGGGGCCACUGGUGCCCUCGUCCACCUCGGAGCAGGGCCCAGCGGGGACCGCAGCCCGGGUUCGACGGAGUGGCGGCUUCGUGGACUUCUUCGCCAGAAACCUUUUUCUAAAAAGGACAAAGGACCUCAAAUCAGUUGUCCAUAGUGCUCCUGGCUGGAAAUUAUUUGGUAAAGUACCCCCCAGAGAGAAUCUUCAGAAAACUUCUAAAAUUAUUCAGCAGGAAUACGAAGCACGAACAGGGAGGACCUGUAAACCACCACCUCAGUCAUCAAGACGUAAGAAUUUUGAAUUUGAGCCGCUUUCUACCACUGCCCUGAUUCUUGAGGACCGACCAUCAAAUCUUCCUGCCAAAUCUGUGGAAGAAGCUUUACGUCACCGACAAGAAUAUGAUGAGAUGGUGGCUGAGGCUAAAAAACGAGAAAUUAAAGAAGCACACAAAAGGAAAAAAAUAAUGAAAGAACGAUUUAAACAGGAAGAAAAUAUUGCAAAUGCAAUGGUAAUUUGGAUCAAUGAAAUACUGCCCAAUUGGGAAGUAAUGCGUAGUACGAGAAGAGUUCGAGAAUUGUGGUGGCAGGGAUUGCCCCCUAGUGUUCGUGGGAGAGUUUGGAGUCUAGCUGUAGGAAAUGAACUAAAUAUCACUCCUGAACUUUAUGAAAUCUUCUUAUCAAGAGCAAAAGAACGGUGGAAAAGCUUUAGUGAAACAAGUUCAGAGAAUGAUACAGAAGGUGUAUCUGUUGCUGAUCGCGAGGCCAGCCUGGAAUUAAUUAAGUUGGACAUAUCUCGUACAUUUCCAUCUCUCUACAUCUUUCAGAAGGGUGGCCCAUAUCAUGAUGUCUUACAUAGUAUCCUAGGGGCAUAUACAUGUUACAGACCUGAUGUUGGUUAUGUCCAAGGGAUGUCCUUCAUAGCAGCAGUUCUCAUUCUCAAUUUGGAAGAGGCAGAUGCCUUCAUUGCAUUUGCAAAUCUCCUGAAUAAGCCAUGCCAGUUGGCCUUCUUCCGUGUGGAUCACAACAUGAUGUUGAAAUAUUUUGCAACAUUUGAAGUAUUUUUUGAAGAAAAUCUCUCCAAACUAUUUCUUCAUUUCAAAUCUUACAGUCUUACACCCGACAUAUAUUUGAUAGACUGGAUCUUCACUCUAUAUAGCAAAUCACUACCACUUGAUCUGGCAUGUCGAGUCUGGGAUGUAUUUUGCAGAGAUGGGGAGGAAUUUUUAUUUAGGACUGGAUUAGGAAUCCUCCGAUUAUAUGAAGAUAUCCUCCUACAGAUGGAUUUUAUUCAUAUAGCACAAUUUCUAACUAAAUUACCAGAAGAUAUCACAUCAGAAAAGCUGUUCAGCUGUAUUGCUGCCAUUCAGAUGCAAAAUAGCACCAAAAAAUGGACUCAGGUCUUUGCAUCUGUAAUGAAGGAUAUUAAAGAAGGAGACAAGAAUAGUAGUCCUGCUCUGAAAAGCUAAUCUUCAAAAUUAACAGACUAAUUGGAAUAUAAAUGUGUUUUUUGAUGCAAGUUUUUUGUUUCCUAUGUAAAAAGGAUGGAGAAAUCUAAAAGAAUCAAGACAUGGAAAACUGCUGAUUUGGAAGUUCAUGGCUGAAGUAAAUGAAAUAAGUAACCUAUUGACAGUAUUUUAAUAAGAUAGUAUUUUGUAGGCAGAGUCAUUUACAAAGGAAAAAGUUUAAGUGAUUUGGAGUGAACAGUAAUGCAAUAAAAUUUUUUAACAGCUUUGGAGAUACUUCAAAUUUUUAUAGCAUCUUUUCUUUUUUAACAGUUACCAUAAAGGCACUUUGGAGGUCAGAGCAGGAUUGUUAAAUAUUACUCUUUAACUUCCAAAAAACUAUUUGGAAAAAUACCUUAGUACAGAUAUUGUCUAUCUCUAGUUCUGAACUUUUUAAGAUAUUAUAGACCAAAAGUAAGCAACUUUGGUAUAAAUUAUAUGUUACUGAAGUUGUUUAUCUUCAUACACUGAUUGGGGCAAAUUUUGGUUAUCCGGGAACUGGAAAUACUUGGGAAAUUGAUUUGCAUAUGUUUAGAUGUUUUUCUACAAGUAUCUGUCUAUUUGUUUUUGAAGGGAAAUUGUUUUUUUUAUCUUAAGGAAUUCCUAGUACUCGAAGAAUUUUAGACUUUCUGUUUCUAGUCUAAAAAUUGUUCAUCUAUUAAUUUAAAAAGCUAACUAUUUGAAGGAAAGUUCUUUGCACUUUAGAGGACUGAAGACUUGAUUUUAGGAGUAUGUCUACAAAUGUAAAUUAGGUUUUUCAUUGGUAAGAUUAAAAAGUAUGAAUUCUGACAGUUCUUAAAUAGCAUGCUACUUGGCAAGACUUGGAAUUUCUUUCACUGUUUGUAGAAAUAAAAUUUGUUAAUUUCAGUUUGAAAUUUGAAAUCUUAAUAUGUAGCCAAGUCCAUGACUUGUAAAAUACUGUGCAUAAUUUUCUAAUCAAUGAAAAUAAGAGUAAGAGAAAAGGAUACAAUGAACUUUUUUUGUAAUGAGUCUAAUCUUGAUGGUAUAGUAGAUAAAGAGAUUAUUAAUUAUUGGUAAAUUGACAUUAAAUUUAUUAUAAUAUGUUUCAUUUUUAAACCUAAAAUAAAUCACUUUAGUAUUAUGAGUGAUGUCUAUAUAACAUGCUGUUUGGUUAAUAAUUAGAUUUGUAGUGUGCUUCUGUGUUGCAGUUUUGUUUGAAACAACACUUAAGCACACUCUUUCUGUGAGUGGUAUAUUGUCUUCAAUCUAACAAGCCUGAGUACCUUGUUAGUAUAGUGACUGCCUCUUUAGGAGUAUGGGACCAGAUGUGCCCAUAUAUUUUUACCCCAUGGGUCAUUCUAGCCUAGGGACCACUAUUGGAACCCUCAGAAGUUAACUCCUGUCAUAGGAGCUUGCUUAAUGGAAACUAGUAGUGUAAUGAAAUAUUGAGGGAGUGCCCAGGGUCUUAGUAGGUUUUACAGUACCAUUUUGACUCUGGUAACUACUUCCUUCGUGUUUCUGACCCUGAUAGAGGGACUGUAAGCCCUGGCAGUAAUCUCAUUGAGGUUAUACUGCCUGCCUGAAUUUAAUCUUUGUUUUGUGUAUUUUCUUCCUGAGUUGGACCUAAAUUACUGUAUUUCUUUUUCUCAUUUUUAUUAUUGUACAGUUUCUUUACCUUUCAAGUAUAAAUGUGUAUAUAAAUGUAAAUACAAGGAAUUCACUAAAAACCACUAUUAACAAUUACUGUGUAAAUAAAACUUAUAAGCAGCGUAAUUACUUGAAAUGAGUCUUCAUUACUUUGGGGCUGUCGGUUUAUUUUACCACAUUUGGUGAAAAAAAGGAACAAACUUUUUUAUUGCCAAAUUUCUCUGACAAGGGUUGUACUGGGCUGAAGCCUCUUGAGACUGACAGUACUGGCAGCUAAAAUACUAUACUGUAUCUUCCCUUGAACCUUCCAUACAGGCAAUAUGGGAUGAGUCACACAGUAUACUAACUUUUUCUACAGUCCUCAAGGUGGUGUCAAAUUUAAUAUGAUGUUUCAUUUGUCUCUUUAACAUAUAUAUAUUUGUUACUUCAUUGUUCUUUUAGCCCUGGUCUGUGUUGUGUUACUUAAGUGCUACUAGAAAAUUCCAAUAACUAGCAUAGCUUUUUAAAGGCACAGAACGUAAUCAUAGUUUUUGCUGGUUUCUUUUAUAUUGAUGACCUUCAUAUAAUGUUAAUGAUUGAGUAAAUUUGACUUUACAAAAGUUAGUUAGCAUUUGCAAAAGGGCAUUGAAGUUUUCAAAGCCUCUGAUUUC
Molecule: messenger RNA, 4755 nt
Organism: Artibeus jamaicensis (Jamaican fruit-eating bat)
Lineage: Eukaryota; Metazoa; Chordata; Mammalia; Chiroptera; Phyllostomidae
Gene: TBC1D12
Product: TBC1 domain family member 12
Exons: 13
Coding region: 161-2461 (766 amino acids)
Source: RefSeq, a predicted model, not a curated record